This is a messenger RNA of Coregonus sp. 'balchen', 2513 nucleotides long. The record is from the annotation of a GenBank genome assembly. Lineage: Eukaryota; Metazoa; Chordata; Actinopteri; Salmoniformes; Salmonidae.
AUGUGGACCACAAUCCUCAAAAAUAGUAACUGGAAUCAUAAUUGGUGUUGCGGCAUCAUUCCUAAUAAUAAUAAUAAUAAUAGGAUUUGUAAUUCUAAGGAGGAAAAAAAGUCCAACAACAGUGACUUUUUCUGCAGUGACAGUAAUUGCUGUAGAGGUAUGUUGAUAUCAUGUACAUUUUAAAGAGUCCAUAUUUUCAUUUUGAACAGUCACUGUGUUAAGGUUAGCUGACCGGUUGUUGUUAUUGUUCUACUUUGGGGCUGAACUUGAAAUGUUUUAUUGAGUAAUAUGUUUCCUUCUAUUAGGCAUCAUCAGAGUUAGAGGAAACACCAAGCAAUGUACAAUGAAACAGAAGAAGGUACAGCGUCUUGCAUGUGUUAGUUUUGGAAGUAAGUAAUGGUGAGUUGUCAAGAACUUCAGCCGUGUGACAAAAGGUGUACGCUCUAUUGCUUCACGUUAUCAAUGCUAUGAUGACAAUUAAGAUAUGGUCAAAGUGCUAUAAAACUAUAGCCUCACUCUCACACGGUCCUUGUUCAUUACUGGUUUAUUCUCUCCCCAGAUUCAAGCUCUGGCCACACUUAUCAUUACAAUGCUACCUGAGGUAUGUCCAGAUUCUGUACACUGUGGUAAAUGUGAUCUAGAUUAAAUUUUUUCUUAAAGUUGGUUUCUAUGCAUAUUAAUUUUGUAGUGUACAGAGAUUCAGCUGACUUUGAAGCUUAACCAUGGACCCGAUGUCCUGAAUCCCUAAAAGAUAAUUCCAAGGAAAUGGCACAAUUUUUAUUUUUUAUAUCAUGGGGGAAAAGAAAGAAACCUUAGUUGAGAAAAGGUUAUGUGGGGGGAAACCCUCUGCUCUGUCUACAGGGAAGGUCAAGUGGGCCCACAUAGGUGCAAAUUCAAAUGUCUGGCAGUUGAAGCUUCAGUACAAAAGGGACUAAAAAUGACCCUGGUUAGUUAGCCUUCUAAUACAGGUACAGUAGCUGCUUGGAGCGUAUGCCCCAGAGAGCAGAGUAUGAGGGCGUUAAAGGUUAUAAAGCAUAAUCAUGAGGAAAUCUACAGAUUACAACAUCACCAAGACUGGAAAGCAAACAUUGUAUCUUUGUAAGAGAGCCUAGAACACUUUAAACAGUCUCUGUGCUGAUCGCGCUCCAGUGAGUUUUUAAUCAAACCGCAGAAUGAGACUGAAAAUGAAAGUUAAUUUAGAUUCAAUUUCAUUUCACAACGCGGCAGCAUGUAAAUUGUAUUUUUAUGUAAUACAUCUUCACUCUCUCCUUCUCAAACUGAACCGAACAUAGGCUAGUCCUUUUUGACCUAAUCAAACAUUAUUUUCGGAAGAACCAUUUGACUCCCCUCUUGAGCACCGUAGGCCUACACAUCCAUUGGUUAGGCUGUGUGAGCAGAGCAGGCCGAGGAUCACAUUAGGAAUAUCCAUUCCAGUGUGUAAUGCAGCCUCGUUUUAUUUACACCUUCCCAGCAGCUAUCUUAGAAAUGUUUGUCUCACCUAGGGUGGCAGAAUAUCCAGGGCUGGGCCUGUUAGGCCCAUACAUUGUGAACACAUAGGAGGUCCAGUACCGGGAAGAAAUGUAAUCUACACUGAACAAAAAUAUAAACGCAACAUGUAAAGUGUUGGUCCGAUAUUUCAUGAGCUGAAAUAAAAGGACCACUCUUACCUGGAUCACAAUUGGUACACACUUCGCAAAAAACAAAUUAUUAAUUUAAAUAUUUCAUCUAUGAAAUAUAAAUCAGUUAUUAUUAACCUACUAGUUCUGUCCAUUUUACUGAAACCUUGUAGAAAAAAUGUGGUGGAGAGAAGUAAAUUUUUAUAUUUAUUGACUGAAUUUGCAGAUAACCUAGGUCAGUGUUUCCCAAACUCGGUCCUGGGGAACCCAAGGGGUGUACGUUUUGGUUUUUGCCCUAGCACUACACAGCUGAUUCAAAUAAUGAACUCAUCAUCAAGCUUUGAUUAUUUGAGUCAGCUGUGUAGUGCAAGGGCGACAGCCAAAUCCUGCAUUAUUGGACAAUUAAAAUUAAGUCAAGAUGAGUACAUGGGGAAAGUUUAAGUACAAUGUUUACAAGUUUGUUUUGGGAAGUCUAGUUUUUUAAUAAUUUAAACGUAUGUUUAAACCUCCAUUUAUGCAGGAACAACAUCUACAGAUACUGUGUGUUCUGACUGUACUGAUGAUACUUAUUCAGAUGGAUCAUUAACAGCCUGCCAGUCACACACUGGGUAAGUGUGGCUUACACAAAUAGUUUCCCCCCUAAAUACAAAGUUACCUAACACAAAUCUAAAACUGAAAGAUGAAUGACCAAGUUAUAAAGGAAUCAUUAAUGGCCAGUAUUUAUCUUUUUAUAGAUGUGAAUCCUUGGGACUUCAGGAAAUGAAACCAGGAUCUCCUUGGUCGGAUUCAGAGUGUGGACCACAACUAUCCCAUUCCACAGCUAGAAGCGGAAUGUGUGCUGUGGCAUCCAUGACAGUUCUCAUGAUAUUAGCUGGAGCUGUUUUCUUAUUAAUAGUA